AUGGAACUCUCACGCGAGUCGCCCUCCAAGUCCAUCUUUGGUCCCUCCGACAUGGUUAGAGAGUCGGAUGGGGAUGACUCCGACUCCAGCCAGUCCACGCCCCACUACAGCAGCAGGGCAACACCGACGACACCUGCGAAGCUCGCCAACAAAAAUGUUGCUCCGUUUCUUGCCAAACACAUCCCCGAACAGUACGCUCCUCUAGGUUCUCGCGCCGGUGAACAGUCCGAUUCCUACAAAGCCAAUUCCAAAUAUUGCUAUCGCCACCGCCCAGAUCUCAAGUGCCGGCGACAGGCUGACGAACCCUCAAUGGACAAAUUACAGCACGAUCUAGAAACGCUCCCUCAGAGCGACCAACAAGGCAUCGCACAUGUCUGGUCGCUCUUUUCAGCCGCCCCUGCCAAGCAUCGAAAACUCAUGCUCCAAGGGAUCAUGUCCCAAUGCUGUUUCCCGCAACUGUCGUUCAUAUCCGCCACCGUCCGUGACCUGAUUCGAAUCGAUUUUAUGACCGCCCUUCCGCCGGAGAUUGCAUUCAAAAUUCUUUGCUACCUCGACACGACCUCUCUCUGCAAGGCGGCCCAGGUGUCGCGACGUUGGCGCGCGCUAGCUGACGACGAUGUGGUUUGGCAUCGCAUGUGCGAACAACAUAUCCAUCGCAAAUGCAAGAAAUGCGGUUGGGGUCUGCCCUUGCUCGAGCGCAAACGACUCCGGGAGUCCAAGCGCGAAAUCGAAAUGCGCGCCACUGCCACAACAUGGGACGUCAGCGGACCAUCCCCGACUCUCACGGCUGCGCAGGACACCGAAAACCGUGAAGAAUCCCCGGCUGCGUCAGAAUGCGCGGGCACGAAACGAAAGCCCGAAUCAAGCGAAGAUGAAACGGCAAUGGUCAAGCGUCAUUGCACUUCGUUGUCCUCCGGUACGGAGAAUGCAGAGGACUACUAUAAGACCAAAUACAGGCCGUGGAAAGAUGUGUACAAGGAUCGGUUCAAGGUUGGGACGAACUGGAAGUAUGGACGAUGCUCGAUUAAGACGUUCCGUGGACACACCAACGGCAUCAUGUGUUUGCAGUUUGAGGAUAACAUACUGGCGACCGGAUCGUAUGACGCGACGAUCAAGAUUUGGGAUACCGAGACCGGCGAGGAACUUCAAACUCUCCGGGGACAUGAGUCCGGUAUUCGCUGUCUGCAAUUUGACGACACCAAGUUGAUCAGUGGCAGCAUGGACCGGAGCUUGAAGGUGUGGAACUGGCGCACUGGCGAGUGCAUCUCCACCUACACUGGUCACCGUGGUGGUGUCAUUGGUCUACACUUCGAUUCCACCAUCCUCGCCUCUGCUUCCGUUGACAAGACGAUUAAGAUUUGGAACUUUGAGGACAAGUCAACCUGUCUCCUGCGUGGACAUUCGGACUGGGUCAAUGCAGUCCGGGUCGACACCAAGUCGCGCACCGUGUUUUCGGCUUCGGAUGACUGUACAGUCCGGCUCUGGGACUUGGAUACCAAGAAUUGCAUCCGUGUCUUCCAUGGCCACGUUGGUCAAGUGCAACAGGUUGUCCCUCUUCCUCGGGAGUUUGAGUUUGAGGAGCAUGAUGCGGAAUGCGAAAACGACAACGUGAGCACGACUUCUGGUGACUCCGAUGCGGCGUCGCUCCAGGCUACUCUAGGACUUGAGCCGAACGAGUCAUCUGCCUUUGGACCGUCCUUCGACAAUGGUCGUCCAGCACCACCGCGCUACAUGAUUACCAGCGCAUUGGACUCUACAAUUCGGCUGUGGGAGACCACUACAGGUCGGUGCCUGCGCACGUUCUUCGGCCAUCUGGAGGGAGUUUGGGCCCUGGGUGCUGAUACGCUCCGGAUUGUGACUGGAGCGGAGGAUCGGAUGGUGAAGAUCUGGGAUCCCAGAACUGGAAAGUGCGAGCGCACUUUCACCGGCCAUUCGGGGCCGAUCACCUGCAUCGGACUUGGUGAUAGUCGAUUCGCCACCGGAAGCGAGGACUGCGAAGUCCGCAUGUACAGUUUCCGAAGUUAA
Messenger RNA from Aspergillus glaucus CBS 516.65, 2025 nucleotides. Its product is annotated as F-box/WD repeat-containing protein. Gene Ontology annotation, molecular function: protein binding. Bases 1 to 2025 code for a protein of 674 amino acids. NCBI's taxonomy places the organism in Eukaryota, Fungi, Ascomycota, Eurotiomycetes, Eurotiales, Aspergillaceae. The record is from RefSeq and is a predicted model, not a curated record. The transcript has 2 exons.